GGGAGAGGUAGGAUAGGCUGCUUGCCCACCGCAGCACCAACUAGACAACCCAAGAACUGCGGGCAUAAACAAAUGCACGCAUUAUCUGUGGCGCAUGACUGGGGAGCAAUUGUAAGGGUCAAAAAGAUACAUUCUUAAUUAGCAGGCUGUGCCACUCCUCGUUAAUGUUUGCCACAAGUUAAAUCGGUCGGAUUACGAGUGCGGACAUUUAUUUCAAGACCAGCUUGUUGUGUUGCUUCGGAGUCUUCCAUGUAUUGUGAGUGAAACAACGAAGAAAUGACGGAGCUGCGAAAGAGGGGAGGAGGCGGGGACCCUGACAGCACAGAAAACAUCAGUGACAAGGAGACAGAUGGAGAGGACAGGCUGGGUCUGGCUGCGGAGGGUGAAGGCGAGGGAGAGGGAGAAGGGGAGGGGGAGUCCAAAGGUGACACUCCGGACGUACCCCCCUCCGUAGACAACACUCCCGAGUGUCUCAACAAGGCCCUGGAGGGCCUAUCGUCCAGAUGGAAGAACUGGUGGAUACGAGGGGUGUUGUCGUUAGCUAUGAUCUUCGGAUUCUUCCUCAUCAUCUACCUGGGGCCCAUCAUGCUCAUACUGGUGGUGAUGAGUGUCCAAAUCAAGUGCUUCCAUGAGAUCAUCACCAUCGGCUACAGGGUCUACCAUUCCUAUGAGCUGCCCUGGUUCAGGACACUCAGCUGGUAUUUCCUGGUGUGUGUGAACUACUUCUUCUAUGGGGAGACGGUGGCUGACUACUUUGGCGCCCUGGUGCAGAGAGAGGAGCCUCUGCAGUUCCUCGUGCGCUACCAUCGCUUCAUCUCCUUUGCACUCUACCUGGCAGGUUUCUGCAUGUUUGUGCUGAGUUUAGUGAAGAAACAUUACCGCCUGCAGUUUUACAUGUUUGCUUGGACCCAUGUGACGCUGUUGAUUGUGGUCACUCAGUCACACCUUGUCAUUCAGAACCUGUUUGAAGGAAUGAUCUGGUUCAUCGUGCCCAUCUCCAUUGUCAUCUGCAAUGACAUCAUGGCUUAUCUGUUUGGCUUCUUCUUCGGGAGAACCCCCCUGAUCAAGCUGUCUCCAAAGAAGACCUGGGAAGGAUUCAUCGGAGGAUUCUUCUCCACCGUCUUCUUCGGCUUCAUUGGUGCCUAUCUGCUGUCUCAGUACCAGUACUUUGUGUGCCCGGUGGAGUACAGUAAUGAGAGGUAUCGCUUCACUAGCCUGGAGUGCGAGCCCUCAGAGUUGUUCGUCAUGCAGGAGUACACACUACCCGCCAUGGUGCAGAACACACUCCGAUGGAGGACGGUGAACCUGUACCCGUUCCAGGUCCAUAGCAUCUUCCUCUCCUGCUUCGCCUCCCUCAUCGCCCCCUUCGGAGGCUUCUUCGCCAGCGGCUUCAAGAGGGCCUUCAAGAUCAAGGACUUUGCCGACACCAUUCCGGGUCACGGAGGGAUCAUGGACCGCUUCGAUUGUCAGUACCUAAUGGCCACCUUUACGCACGUUUAUAUCGCCAGCUUCAUCAGAGGGCCCAACCCCAGUAAGGUCCUGCAGCAGCUGUUGGUCCUGAGCCCGGAGCAGCAGCUCAACAUCUUCAACACGCUACGCAGCCACCUGAGAGACAAGGGCAUGCUGCCCCCUGCUGUCGUGGAGGCCCAGUGAUCUCACACACACCACACCACACCACGCACACUGCACACCAGGAUCCUACAACCCCUUACACACUCACACACACACACACACACACACACACACACACACACACACACACACACACACACACACACACACACACACACACACACACACACACACACACACACACACACACACACACACUCUCACACACACACACACUCACACAGAUACUGCCUUUGGAAAAGGAAAGAAACCAGACAACUGUCCUGUACCCUGCACAAGAUUAAUCCCUUAACAGUCGUGGUGGUGGUGAAUGUGAUGGCACAUGUGCAUGUGUCUCCUAGCAAUACGACACCCUCUACUACGUAAGGCAACAUGUUGCAUCAGCACCAUCAACAGGAGCCAUAGUUAUGUAUAUACGUAUAUACAGUAGUGUGCCUCUCUCAUGUCCCCUGAGCAUGUGUGGAUUGAAGAAAACAAAAACACCCCCCUCCCCCCGUUCCCCAUCCCCGUCCCCAUCCCCAUCCCCGUCCCCAUCAGGCUGUGAAGUUGGACCCAUAAGGCUUCCGGUUUUGUUGCACCCCUUUCGCUCUCCCUCUCUUCUCUUCCUCCUUCUCUGCUCUCCUUUUCAAUGGGUCUAACUCUACGCUUUUGGCCUGUGUGUAUUACGAGUCAUCGGUCAAACUGAGGUAGGCAGUGGAAGCAUCGGAGGUGGAUACUGGCGCAGGAGUUGUAGCCCCACCUGCUGGUCAAGAAGACUUGGUAGCUUGCACUGAUAUUUCAAAGCUUCUACAACGCCAUCAAACUACUGUAGCCCUGGCUUUCAUUUUUCAAGAUAUCUUUCACGUUUUUAUUUACUUUUUUUGCUGAUUCUUUUUGUUGUACUCUGCUUUCUCUUCGGUGGUAAUGGACAUGAGUAAAUACUGUAGUGUUAUUGGCUUUUUGCAGUGUAAGCCCCCUGCAGUCUCUCUCCAGCUCCACUCAGCAUGUUGUUGUAGCCAAGACCCAUAAUGUUCCUCUCUGCUGCUGAUCUAAAGCCAUGUCUUCCCCUCUUUCACACCUCGGCAGGUGUGUGUGUGUGUGCGUGCGUGCGUGCGUGCGUGCGUGCGUGCGUGCGUGCGUGCGUGCGUGCGUGCGUGUGUGUGUGUGUGCGCGCGUGCUUGCGUGCGUGUGUGUGCGUGUGCAUGCGUGCGCGCGUGUGUGCGUGCGUGUUUGUGCGCGUGCGUUUGGUUAGUGUGCUAGAUCAGACCAACCAACCGCUGACUUGCACCUUUGAGAACAGUCGUCAAGGAGACGCAUUACUAUAGCAACCGACCCCUUAACUACCCCAGCCUCCCCACCCCUCCCCACCCCUAGAGGCCCAGUCCGGCCCCAAUGUUGUACAUAUCUCUUGCCUAGGACUGUACAGAACUAUAGUAUACACUUGAUAUAGAUACUAUUUAAAAUGAAGAGAAUCUAUUAAGAAUAUACACCCUUUAUUACCUUUGUGUCUUUGUGUCAGGCGCUAGUGUACACUUUAGAGCAACGGAAACAAUGACCAUGAGCUAGAACUACUUCAGAUCAUUUUGUUUUAAAGUUCCUAUAAUGUCUAGCAUGAAACAAGCUUCACCCCACCCAUGUGGGGACGUCGACAACAAACAAACAACCAAGAAAAAAAGAAAAAAAACGGUGAUGGGUGAAGGAAUGUCGAAGAUGAAAAUGAAUGAGAGGGAAAAAUAUAUACUUGAAGUGGCCGCUGCUGGUGUGGUUUUCAGGUGUGUGUGGUCUUUGUGUGUAGUCAGGGGAUAUCAGAGGGAGUUGUAACACCACUGCACACCCAGCGUACCGGUCCGACUUUUAAGUUGCACUGCACUGGAAGAGGACCUACUGUCGGAAAGAAGAGUGAGAGAGAGAGUUUUUCUCCACAGAAGGUUCCGGACUCAUGUUUUUUUUUUUUUUUUCGUUGAUGCCCCCCACCUUUAUACUUGUCUUCUGGGUCUGUGAACAAGGGCUUGACAUUUUGAGAUCACGUAACAUGUAAACCAAGCAGUAACUCUAACUUAUGAGCUCCUUUUCUUUUGAUUGUGUGUGCUCAGUGUAGAUUAUGGCCUUGGCGUGAAUAGGUUGAGAAAUUAGAGAUAAAAAAGAAUUGAAUUACAAUACGUGGUGUGUAAAUAUAUAUACUGAUCAUAUUUAGGAGAGCAAAGGUUUUAUCUUGCCAGUAUUUUAUUGGAUUUUUAAAGACAAUAAUAAUAGUGCUAAUAUGGGUUUCAAAAUAAGGUUCUCUUAUUAGGAUCAAUGACAAGUCUAAUUGUUUACCGAAAUGUCAACCAAAGUUGUAGUGGGUGAGUCCAACCAUCCUCGAUACAAAUGAUUCAGGACCCUCUUUUUUUCAGAAGCGUUGUUGCUAAGAAGUCAGCACCUCAGUAGGUGGCCAAUGGGGAAUUGCAUUGCAAAAAAGUUGCUAACUUGGUAAGCAACGUCGCUUCCGAGAAACUCACCCUUGCACAGUAAAUGCUACAAUGUUACUUCAACACGUAGAGUUGAGAGUUGAAAAAAUGUAACACUCAUGGUGUUGAAUUAACACUGCAAUAUUUACUGUGUGAAUGCAGGCCAGUGUGACCUACUAUUAGUCCCUGCACUGAUCAAGUUCCAUUCUGUAGUAGCACUGCAGCAUAGUCUAUGGCUGAAUCCAAAAUGUUAGAGUGUAGUGGAAAGUGCGCACAUCCAGCAAAAAAGCAUCAGCAGUGUGCAGAUCCUUUCCCGCUUCUACAUGAAUCCAAAAUGUUUCCAUAUUCACUAUACAGUGUACACUAUGUAGGACUCCAAGCAAUUUAGCUGGUGCCCUAUUGUAUGUAGUUGCGUACACUAUUUACCGUUAAUUUACCGAGUGAAGAUUUUGGACGGGGCCUACUGUACCGUAUCUGUGACCCUUCUGUUCACUUUUGUACUGGGUACGCCACAAACCUAAAACUAAAAUGUGUAGAAUAAAAAAAAAACAAUAAUACUGUAUUUCUAUUGUGUAAUUCUGAAGACUUGAAAGCAUGCUGUUUUCAUUGUCUUCAUUUUUUUUUUAAAAGGUCGGUAAUGGAUUUCUUUGACUUUUCUCAAGCCUUGGAAAUAUGUAGAAGUUCCAUCAUUUGAAAAAAAAUAAAGUACUCACAACACACAAGAACCAAAAUGCAGUGCUCAUGGUCUGGCACACGAAGAGACUUUGAAUUCCUAUCCUCUUGAUGUGUGUUGUUGCACCAUCAUGGUAGUUCUAGAAAAACACACCAUAGAGAAUCCGUGCCACAACGUCAGAAUCUGAGCAUCUUAUAGCACUUCAGUCACACUACAAGUGACGGCUCUGAGAGAACUUUGGGAAGGCAUGCAAAAAAAAAAAAUCACAUUCUUCCAGCACCUGGACCAUUUUUGGACCAGGUGUGGUGGCAUCAGUGCAGACAUGCUUAGCUUUAACACCCCACCAACCCCCCUCAGCCCCCACAUGUUUGUGAACUUUGACCCCUGAACAGAGUUGGGGUCUGGAGAGAGAGAGGGGUGAGGAGAGGGCCAUGCCUGUGUGAAGUGGGACCAGUCUUGCACUGUACUACAAUGCUCUGUUCUUCAAAUACUGUCCAGCUGAAGCUUCUAGUAACAAGUGACUGUCCCGAAAUGCAGACCCUGCUUCUAUCCCACCUCAGACCACACCCCUGUACCCCGUCCUCUCGAGCCCCAAACCCUAUAUAUACAUCUUAGCCCCUCCCACCUCCUCUCAUUCCUCCAAUGGAUUGGUUUACAGCUGCUAUUUCCCCUCGCUGCUUGUCUGUCAUAGGCUUUUUGCUCCUCCCCUGUUCUACAUGUAUGGAUGUUGCAUGCAUAGUAGAAGUCUCCCCUCUCCUCUGACCAAAAAGAGAAUAAAUAAAUGAAUACAUAAAUAAAUAAAUGCCUUUAGGUACACAGGAGUAUAUGGUAGAACAUUUUUUUAAAUAAAAGAAAUAAUAUAUUAUACGUGAGCAUCAAGGCAUAAAAAAGUCAUGUUUGUAAUGACACUAUCGAAAACCUGUGCUUACAUGGGUUUUAGUUGAACUAGGUCUUGCACGGUUUUUUAGUUCUAAUGUGAAACAGGCUCUGUACUAGACUAGUGCUCCCACCUUCUCUGUGUCUGUGCUGUUAGUCUGAGAAACGGACAUGUCCAGACAACAUGCUUUUACACAUAUACUGUAUAUUCAUACUGUUGCUGUUUUUGCUUUCUUUCUUGCUAGAGAAACGUUUGGGGUCUCUAUUCUUUUUUCAGUGAUUAUUUAUGAAUAUUUUAUGUUUGAUUUAACAGAAUUGUGUUUUUUUAAUAUAAGUCUAUGGCUUUUGAAGAGGGUAAUAUUUAACUGCGUAAAAUUUUACGAUGGACAUACAUGAACAAAGCUUACGUAAUAUGGGCAAUACAGAGCAAUCUAGCAAAAACUUGGUGACUUGAAACUACUGUUUUGUUUUCAUUAUUAUUAUUAUUAUUACUAUUAUUAUUAUUAUCAUUAUGCUAUGUAUGGAGGUGAAUAAAUCUUCUAUUUUUUUCUUUA
Molecule: messenger RNA, 6161 nt
Organism: Engraulis encrasicolus (European anchovy)
Lineage: Eukaryota; Metazoa; Chordata; Actinopteri; Clupeiformes; Engraulidae
Gene: cds1
Product: CDP-diacylglycerol synthase (phosphatidate cytidylyltransferase) 1
Exons: 14
Coding region: 277-1653 (458 amino acids)
Cellular component (GO): endoplasmic reticulum membrane
Molecular function (GO): phosphatidate cytidylyltransferase activity
Source: RefSeq, a predicted model, not a curated record